Microsporum canis CBS 113480 is the source of this 1003-nucleotide messenger RNA. RefSeq lists its product as hypothetical. Bases 26 to 1003 code for a protein of 325 amino acids. Gene Ontology annotation, cellular component: cytoplasm; nucleus. Gene Ontology annotation, molecular function: protein binding. The transcript has a single exon. NCBI's taxonomy places the organism in Eukaryota, Fungi, Ascomycota, Eurotiomycetes, Onygenales, Arthrodermataceae. The record is from RefSeq and is a predicted model, not a curated record.
GUACGACUUACCGGUUCAACUCCGCAUGCGUCGAGCUAUCCUCGAAGGUGACGCUCUGCUAGUGAAGAGGAUAGCAAAGAAGUAUCCGAAGUACCUGCACAACCCUGACUUUGACGACAAGAGCAAUACUUCGCUGCAUCUUGCCGCUAUACUUGGCAACCUCGAAGUGGUCAAGCUGCUCGUCAGCCUGGGCCACGACUCCUGCGAGCCAGACAUAGCUUUCAUGGACUUUGAUAGUGCUCCUGGGAUCAGCCUGAACACAGACUCCUCUACCCCCCUUCAUCUGGCCGCCGCGAAUUCCCACGCAGACUGUGCAGAUUAUCUGGCCUCGGUUUUCAAACACGCUAUUGACUGGCAGGAUAAGAAUGGAGCUACAGCACUGAUGCUCGCAUCGCAGAGUUCGAACAUUUCAAGCCAAAUGUCGAACACUUCUUCGUUGGUGCCGCCGAGACAGAGACCCAGGGCGUCGUCGGCGGCAUCGAACCCUGCCUCCUUUGAGGAUACAAGUACCGUCUCCAAACUCAUCAAGCGUGGAGCCUCGUUAACGAUGGUUGAUUCGGUGGGUAACACGGUACUCCAUUAUGCGAGCGCCUGGGGGAAUCUAAAGACCUUCCGGCUCCUGGUCUCUGCUGGUGCGCCGCCCUUGGCGAGGAACCAUGCUAAAUGCGCGCCUGCGGAUUAUGCCUUGAGCGUGCAGGCCGCUGUUUAUUGCCGGUCUCUGGUAGCUGAAUACGAACGGGCAAAGAAGGGGCAGUGUGAACAAGAUAAACCCAGUCUGAAGGUCAGAUCGAAUGAUAUCCCUCCACCGCAGUUCGGGGGUGACUCCCGCUUGUCACCAAUCUCUCCGGCCAGCGGUCUUAGGCCAAAAAUGAGUCUGGAUAGCCAGAGAACAGCACAGAGCUGUGGCAUCGGCGGUGUGAGACUGGUCUCUCAGGAUGAGAGUGACCAGGAGAACGAGUUGAGGCCAUCCGUAUCUUGGAGCAACCCGGGGACUCCAAUAUGA